Molecule: messenger RNA, 579 nt
Organism: Suillus paluster
Lineage: Eukaryota; Fungi; Basidiomycota; Agaricomycetes; Boletales; Suillaceae
Exons: 1
Source: RefSeq, a predicted model, not a curated record
UUCGAUUCUUACGAGUUCGGUCAUCUAUCUCCACCAUUUCCUCAUACUCCAUCAUACAAUGGAUCCUAUCAGAAUUCUCCCUACUCUGGUCAUUCAGAACUUAGUUACGAUCCAGAUGGUCCAGAGGCAUUUGGUCUUUUUCAAGAUGAUAGAAAUAAUCUCGCUUCUCGCGACGAAUAUGACCCCUCCGAGUAUGAUCCACCCAACUCUUCCGGUUUGCUUAUGUUUCAAGGCGAAUACAUGUCUGACCUUGAUAACAAUCCCCCCAAUAUAUCACUUUCCGUGACUCAUGCUCCAUUCGAUAACCGCUCUCCAAACUCCUUCGAUCAUAGUUCUCCUUCUAGCAAUGGAGGAGGGGAUGAACCGCGCAGUCGUGCUUCUUCUGUAUCAUCGAACCCUCAAAUUCCCACGUCCUCUCCGCGUCUCGAUAUGGCUCAUUCAUUCGAAAAUCUUCAUUUUGAGUCACCCCACUGGCAGCCCCGAAAACUUCCCGGUGAUCGCUCCAUGUCUCCCCCAAGAAAGCCUCAGUCUCCACCUCAACUCUUGAUUCCUGAUAGCAGUCCAGCUUCUCGUUCAUUG